This is a messenger RNA of Jatropha curcas, 3274 nucleotides long. The record is from RefSeq and is a predicted model, not a curated record. Lineage: Eukaryota; Viridiplantae; Streptophyta; Magnoliopsida; Malpighiales; Euphorbiaceae.
GUGAUUUUUAUUAUAUGCGAGUAAUAAUAAAUAAAGUAUAAAUUAUAAUAAUACCAAAGAGAAAAGAAAACAAAGAUGGUCCGGAGCGUUUAGCCCGGGCCGCACCACCACUACACGAACCUUGCCACCGUGGCUCCGAUCUUAGGGUUCCAUUGGUAACGAAUCUCAGAUUUCGUGAUCCUCAAUCCGGGUGAGCUUGUUUUGGCUCUGAAAUGGGUUCGAAGCCAUGGCUUCACCCGGCUCCAACCUAUCGUCCUUUGGAGACCUACUGGGAUACAGAUGAAGAUGCUCCUGGUCCCCGAUGCGGCCAUACCUUAACGGCUGUUGCUGCAACCAACUCUCAUGGACCUCGUCUCAUUCUAUUCGGUGGCGCUACCGCAAUUGAGGGCGGCGGUUCUUCUUCCGCCCCUGGCAUCAGAUUGGCGGGAGUCACCAAUUCAGUUCAUUCUUACGACGUUCUCACUAGGAAAUGGACCAGAAUACGACCAGCCGGAGAACCACCAUCUCCUAGGGCUGCGCAUGCGGCAGCUGCAGUUGGUACUAUGGUUGUCUUUCAGGGCGGGAUAGGUCCUGCUGGGCAUUCUACGGAUGAUCUCUAUGUGCUGGACUUGACCAAUGAUAAAUUCAAGUGGCACCGAGUGGUUGUACAAGGACAGGGUCCUGGGCCUCGCUAUGGUCAUGUGAUGGAUUUGGUUGCCCAACGGUUUCUUGUUACUGUCAGCGGCAAUGAUGGGAAAAGAGUUCUUUCUGAUGCAUGGGCAUUGGAUACUGCCCAGAAGCCAUAUGCAUGGCAGCGGCUAAAUCCCGAAGGUGAUAGACCUUCGGCUCGAAUGUAUGCAACAGCUAGUGCCCGUUCAGAUGGCAUGUUUUUGCUUUGUGGUGGAAGAGACUCCUCUGGCAUGGCACUUGGAGAUGCUUAUGGGCUUCUAAUGCAUAGGAAUGGUCAGUGGGAGUGGACUCUUGCUCCUGGAGUUUCUCCUUCACCGAGGUAUCAGCAUGCUGCGGUUUUUGUUGGUGCACGAUUGCAUGUUUCAGGAGGCGCUUUGAAGGGGGGACGUGCAGUAGAAAGUGAAGCAGCUGUUGCAGUGCUGGACACUGCCGCUGGUGUUUGGUUGGAUAAAAAUGGGCUUGUAACUUCAUCAAAAACCAGCAAGGGACACACUGAACAUGACCCUUCUUUGGAGCUAAUGCGUCGUUGUCGCCACGCAUCUGCUUCUGUUGGUGUUCGAAUAUAUGUUUAUGGUGGUCUAAGAGGAGAUGUGCUACUGGAUGAUUUUUUAGUUGCGGAAAAUUCACCAUUCCAGUCAGACAUGAAUUCUCCUGUAUUAACAUCUGAGAGAGCCUCAACUAUAACAAGUCCCAGAUUGAAUCAUUCUAAUUUAAAUCCUUAUGAAACAAUGUCAGAUGGUGGGUUGGAGAUCCCUUCAUCUGGUUCUAUCAGUUUUAUGGACAAAAAUUCUAUGGAGAAACUUAGGGAGGCUUCUGCUGCUGAAGCUCAGGCCGCUAGUGCUGUCUGGCAAGCUGCUCAGGCAGCAACUACCUAUUCUGCUGAAGUGACAUCUGUGUCUGAUGACAAUUCACAAGCUGCAGAAGCUACUUCAGAUGGUAGUGACACUGAGGCUGAUGUUCGCCUGCAUCCAAGAGCUGUUGUGGUAGCUAAAGAGGCUGUGGGGAAUCUCGGUGGGAUGGUGAGGCAAUUGUCACUAGAUCAAUUUGAAAAUGAAAGCAGACGAAUGGUUCCUGUGAACAACGACACACCCUAUGCAGCCAGAAAGUUCACCAGGCAAAAGUCUCCUCAGGGCUUGCAUAAGAAGAUUAUUUCUACAUUGCUUAGGCCUCGGAACUGGAAGGCUCCUGUGAAUAGGAGGUUUUUCUUGGAUUCCUAUGAAGUUGGCGAGCUUUGCUAUGCUGCCGAACAGAUUUUUAUGCAUGAGCCAACAGUUCUUCAAUUGAAAGCUCCAGUUAAAGUUUUUGGUGAUCUUCAUGGACAGUUUGGUGAUUUGAUGCGUCUAUUCGAUGAAUAUGGAUUUCCAUCCACUGCAGGAGACAUCACUUACAUUGACUAUUUGUUCUUGGGAGACUACGUUGAUCGAGGACAGCACAGUUUAGAGACUAUAACUUUGCUUCUUGCUCUUAAGAUUGAAUAUCCUGAGAAUGUUCAUUUGAUACGUGGAAACCAUGAAGCUGCUGACAUAAAUGCACUGUUUGGAUUUCGUAUCGAGUGCAUUGAGAGAAUGGGAGAGAGUGAUGGGAUAUGGGCAUGGACUCGUUUCAAUCAACUUUUCAACUUUCUUCCACUUGCUGCACUUAUUGAGAAGAAAAUUAUUUGUAUGCAUGGUGGCAUUGGGAGAUCUAUUCAUUCGGUGGAGCAGAUAGAGAAGAUUGAAAGGCCCAUAACGAUGGAUGCUGGAUCUAUAAUUCUAAUGGAUCUUUUAUGGUCUGAUCCGACAGAAAAUGAUAGCAUAGAAGGUUUGAGACCAAAUGCUAGAGGCCCUGGUCUUGUCACUUUUGGGCCUGACCGCGUGACGGACUUCUGUAAGAAAAAUAAGUUACAGCUGAUCAUAAGGGCACAUGAAUGCGUUAUGGAUGGGUUUGAACGGUUUGCACAAGGUCAAUUGAUUACGCUCUUUUCUGCAACUAACUAUUGCGGGACUGCGAACAAUGCUGGAGCUAUACUAGUGGUUGGCAGGGGUUUGGUUGUGGUUCCAAAGUUGAUUCAUCCCUUGCCACCUCCACUUCAGUCGCCAGAGACAUCUCCAGAGCGCGUCAUGGAUGAUACAUGGAUGCAGGAGCUCAACAUACAAAGACCGCCCACCCCAACUCGGGGUCGCCCGCAACCCGACCUUGACAGGAGCUCACUGGCUUAUAUAUGAUGUGACUACACCUGCAUUUGUAAUUAGCCAGAUUCAGAUGUUUGCCAGGAUGAUGCUCAACGUCUAUUACUUCAAGCAAAAUAAUUUCCACUCUGCAUAGAUUUGGUGCUUGUGUUGUACUUUUAGGUGUAAAAGUGCAAAAGAUGAAAAAGAAAAAUGCAUUUUUAUAGUGUACACAGCUUGAGAAUGAUAGUAGGUUUUUGCAGUGUAACAUAUUGUACAAUUAGUACGAGGAAGGAUAGCUUUGUAUUUCUUCUGCUGUUGAUAAUUGAUACGGAGGGAAGUUGGGUUAGUUUUGUGCAUUGUAAUUUGUAAUAGACGGUAAUGAGAGGCAUUUAUUCUUGUAUUAAGUUAAUUGAACAUUUAUUCUUGUAUUAAGUUAAUUGAAUUUUGAUGAGUAA